This is a messenger RNA of Nematostella vectensis (starlet sea anemone), 4017 nucleotides long. RefSeq names its product neuropeptide FF receptor 1. Gene Ontology annotation, biological process: G protein-coupled receptor signaling pathway. The transcript is spliced from 2 exons. Bases 2326 to 3411 code for a protein of 361 amino acids. Gene Ontology annotation, cellular component: membrane. NCBI's taxonomy places the organism in Eukaryota, Metazoa, Cnidaria, Anthozoa, Actiniaria, Edwardsiidae. Gene Ontology annotation, molecular function: neuropeptide Y receptor activity. The record is from RefSeq and is a predicted model, not a curated record.
UCUUUUAGUUGAUAACGGUUUUUAGCUUUGGCUACGUGAGUUAACACUUGUAAGAUUAUUACAUAAUUCCAGCGGCAUUAUGACUUUUGACUAAAUUUUUCUUCAAGAUUAGAAAACGCUUGGCGUUUGUUCAGAAAAAAAAUUGAUUAUAAGUUGCUCGUAUUGUUAUAGCAGUUUCAGGCAAGACUAAGCUGGGUUUAAGAUAGGUGUUAAAAUUUAAUUUUUUUACUUUUGUGUUUGAAAUUAUUGUGUUGCCUGUUAAUAAACAAAUUUGCAUAAAGGGAAAACCCAUUAUUUCUUUCAAAUUUCACUUUUUCUUUGCACAUUUCUACUGAGCACUUCCACUUGGCCCGUCAAAUGGGCUAGUUAAAACUGCACAUGUAUAUGCAAAGAGACUUUAUUUCCUUUUACAUAUGAUUUCUCUUUAUAGAAUGGUUUACACUGAAAACUGUGCAAUCUACGAUGGAAACUAUAAAAAGCUGAAGCCAGUUUGUGCUCUAAAAUCUCUAGAAUAAUUAUAUUAUUGGAACAAUUAUAUUAAAACUUAUAUUUUUAGACCGAAAUAAAAAAAACUAUAUUUCUAUCGAAAAUAAUCGAGAGAAAGAUUGAACAGAAUAAGGAAAUAAAAAAAAAAACAGUCAAAAACACAUAUAUACAGUCUGCCAAUAAAGAUUGUUCGUUCCUUGCUACUCAAUUAAAAUAAAAGCUAAAGCUUACAAUUCACGUUCAAAAUGCUCGAAACAAUAUUUGGGUGACCAAUUUAAUAAAAUAGCUGUCCUCGAGUGCAUCAAGUGUUGAGCCGUUUAACUUGAAAGUCAUAAAAAUCAAGCAAUUCGCUACUCUUUCCUAUGACGAUAUCGCCACAGAAUCUUGAGCCUGACGUCAAACGGUAGCCCUAUGGCAACUCUUUGUGAGGUACUAAAGUGAAAAUCUUCUUGUUAGCGGUUCGAUUAUUGUAGUGAACGCUACAAGCACGGUUGUCUUCCCAAUACAAAUUUCCUUUUUUUUAGGAAGUCAACAAUUAAUACAUUCGCCGAAUUAGUUUUGGUAAUCACGACGUGAAAUUACCAAUGUCAGGUACGCCGACAAGUCACACGAUUCCCACCGAGCAUCGCCCGAGGCCUUCCGAUACUUAGUCGAUUAGUCGACAACUUCGAUUGUAUCUUUUUUCCUCGACCUCAGAAUUGGUCUAUGUAAUAACUCCAUAGCUGCUUUUAAUUCCGUUUUGCAAUCUAAACAUUAAUAAACCAUACUUGUCUGCAAUUCGAUGGGUUAAGCUUUUGCCCUGUUUCCGCGUAUUCUACCGGGUUCAUGCCGUCAACAAACGUUAGCCAAUCUCAACGCAACACUGAGAACAGACCUCUUUAAGGUGGAAAAAUCAUUAUUGGUUUCGUCUUUUGUCGAAUGCCAUAAAAAGGCUUGCUACUAAAUAUCAAGCGUGAAGACGGACACUUCUGUUGCGCUUGCGCAAACUGUCAACAUUUCUUCUCUAUCAUAAAUCCUGUGAAACCAAAGAACAUACAAUUGUAUAACGGUCUCAAAACUCCUGUUCUUUUUUAUUAUUCGCGUGUUAAAAUGGAAAAGAAAAGAGGAAAAGAAGCGUUAAAAAACAGAGUUACCCUUAUUCCUUAUACUGAAAGUGAUUGAUAACGACUGAAUUAUCGAUAUUGAGUACUCUAUUACGAGUCACUGAGAUCACGCAAACUAAAUCAUAAAUUUCUAGAAAUAAUCUGAUUUAACUUUUUGAAUAGCAUGCGUGGGGGAUGUUUUGUUCCAUGCACCGUUUUUCCCUCGGAAGGGUUAAAGGCGGUUCCGCCGAGACAAUGCAAGAGGAAAAUAAUUCAUUUGAGACAUAAUCUUCUUCAGAGAUGUCACAAAAUAAAUUAAAAAAAGGAAUAGAAAGAUCAACAACUUUCCUGUGAUUAACGUCGUGUUUUGGUUGCUAUCAAUAAAACGAAGGGACGUUUUUGUUUUAUUACUCAUUUUUGAUUCUACUAUAUACGUGACUGAUAUUCGGGCGAAAAAACUUUUAUUGAUACAACACCGUAAACAGAAGAUUUAAUCUGAAUGGGAAGUGAUCUAAACGGCACAUCAGGCGAACGUUCAUUCUACAAUAAAAGCUUGAGAGGUUAGGAAGGAAAGCAGAGAGAGAGAAUAAGAUUUGGACACAGUUCUUGACUUUGAAAGAUUGGAGACUUUUAGGUAAACAUUUAUUACAGAACAACGAACCACACUUGAAAAACUUGACUCGGUAAAAAGGAAACUCACAAGUAUAAGACCACUUGAAGUUGGAAAAAGAGGAGAAAGAAUCCACUCACUUCGCAAAUGGAACAUAUCAGCAACACUAGCACAAGUCUUGAUAACACAAGUGAAUCUGGGACAACAGACCCUGUUGGCUCAAAUCAUCUUAGAACCAUCAAGCUGACAUUGUACACACUUAUCUUCCUCGUAAGCGCAGCGGGGAAUACCUUGGUUUGUAUUGUCAUCUUAAAACGCAAGAAAAUGAAGACCGUCACGAAUUACUUCAUUCUAAACCUUGCGGUGGCCGACCUGGCGUUGACUUGUAUUUGUAUUCCGUUCGAUAUCCCUGUUCAGGAGAUGGGCUACAUCUGGCCUUACGGUGCCGUCAUGUGCAAGGUCUUGUACCCACUACAAACUCUAACUCUCUUCGCGUCCGUUUAUACGCUCACCGCAGUGAGUCUGACGAGGUACUGGGCGAUCGUUCACCCUCUCCGCAAACAGUUAAGCGUCUCUAAGGCCAAGACCCUAGUCAUAGCUAUCUGGGUGCUCUCCCUGCUUCCCGUGGCUCCUUACAUGAAUUCAUUAUCAUACGUACCGCAUUCCAAGUACUGCGAAGAGAACUGGGACAAUCACAACGCAAGGAAGGGCUACACAGCGUCCCUAUUCGCCUUUCAGUAUGUCAUCCCAUUGACAAUCAUAGCUACAGCUUACUGUAGCAUCACGCGCGAACUCAGUAGACGGACCAUAGAGAGCGCAUGCGUACGAAAUCAACAACACAAAGAGACGAAGAAGGUAGUACGCAUGCUCAUGAUUGUGACUUUACUGUUCGCAGUGUGCGUUUUACCGAACAAUGUCAUGUGGCUUUGGCUCGACUUCGGCGCGGCGGAUAAAAGCUUCAAGUAUUUCUGGGAUGUGGUGGCAUUUUGUCACGUGUGGACGUUCCUAAAUAGCGCAGCCAACCCAAUUUGCUAUACAAUCUUAAACGAGAAUUACCGUAAGGAGAUACAAAUAGCGUUCAUGGAGUAUAGGAGGAAAAGGGUGAAACGCAGGAGUGACAGUGACCCAACUCAAUUUCGGUCCGUUCAUAGGGAGAGCUUAAACGCAAUGCUUACAUUACUUAUACCGAAUAGUAAGACCAAAUCCUCGACGACACAGUUAUCGUUUGUAUAAAACCAUGUGUGAGUAACAGACAAACACAUUAUCAAAGAGAUUUUAAAAAAAAGUACUGUGGGGAACAGCCGACCGAAGUUGGUGCUACAUGCUUUUAAGCAGGUGCUGGAAGAUGAAAACCUUAUUUUCUUUUCUGUUUUUAUUUGCGCAUGGCGAAAUUACAAAAAUUACGAAUAAAAAAAGCGAAAGAAAUGUAGCGAAAACAUUUGAUUAAUAGUGAAAAAGAACUGAAAAUACUGUACUCUCUCUGGGGAUUCAAAAUUCGAAACCUCUUAGAUCCCUUAAAAGGCACUCAGGAAUAUAAAAUUAUCGCUUAUUGCCCGCUUCGAUUUAUUUUUACCACAAUAGAAACCCAAACGUUUCUAUAUUGUUUUCAAAACACCUGUUUCACCCAGGGUUUUUUUCUUUAAACGCAUUAACACGCAGAUAGGCAAAGGGGAUUUCAAACUGAAAAACGAUUGAUGAAAUUGUGCAAUAUCAUGCACAGAAUCAAUAACUCAGAUAGAAUCCAUGUUAGAAUUCAAACACUUUCUGUUCAGGGUUGAAAUAGCUAAAAGAUAUCAUAAAGCUUUAGUAUUGUCUAAAAGUAAAGAUGAAUAUCUGCAA